This is a messenger RNA of Schizosaccharomyces octosporus yFS286, 926 nucleotides long. Its product is annotated as RNA-binding protein Tma20. The record is from RefSeq and is a predicted model, not a curated record. Gene Ontology annotation, biological process: formation of translation preinitiation complex. Lineage: Eukaryota; Fungi; Ascomycota; Schizosaccharomycetes; Schizosaccharomycetales; Schizosaccharomycetaceae. The coding region runs from base 122 to 667 and encodes 181 amino acids. The transcript is spliced from 6 exons. Gene Ontology annotation, molecular function: RNA binding.
ACGCGCUUCUAUUAACAACACCCUAUACAGACUUUUCCUUUACAAACAGCGUUAUAAUUUUCAGGCGUUUUAGCGAUUUAUAAACUGUUUUCUCUGUAGAGUAUAUAAAAAAAUAUUUAUAAUGUUUAAAAGAUUUAAUUCAAAAGAAGAUUUCAAAGGGACCACACCUAUUAAGUCCUCAAUCCAACGAGGAAUAAAGUCAAAACUUGUUGAGACAUUUCCUAAACUCGAGCAAGUUAUUGAUGAUUUGAUUCCUAAAAAAUCUCAACUGACUCAAAUUAAAUGUGAGGAAAGAAUUUUCCUAUACGCUUUAAAUGGAGAAAUAAUUCUUUUCCAACAUUUUGACGGACCUGUGAUUCCUUCUCUUCGCCUAAUUCACAAGUGCCCUGAUGCUUUCCCUCAAGUUCGCGUUGACCGCGGCGCUAUCAAGUUUGUUUUAUCCGGUGCCAACAUCAUGAUUCCUGGCCUUACUUCAGCAGGUGGUAAUCUUCCAGAAGACAUUGGUAAAGAUCAAUAUGUAGUAAUUAUGGCUGAGGGUAAAAGUGCCCCAGCUGCAAUUGGUAUCACGCAGAUGACUGCUAAGGAAAUGAUUGAGACAAAUAAGGGAAUUGGCAUUGAAAAUGUUCAUCAUUUGGGUGACAACUUGUGGAAAACCAUCUUAGAUUAAAUGCACAUCGUCAUUUAUGUGUUCAAUUUUAUAAGUCAUGUUGAUUGAGAAUUCUACAUUAAAAAUAAGUCUAUGGAGUGUUGUCUUCAAACAGGCACGAAUGGAAAACCCCGAAUUUUGCGUAUAAACUUCGUUCUUGUUUAAAGUAGUGAAUAAGUAGGGUACUUUUGAAUGGUUUUAUUUACGCGCUCGAAUUCCGCAUCAGUUUGUACAAGUUGCCGAAGAGCCACAAGAAUUUUCGCAACCAGCUCUUUUCCAG